AUCUAGAUGACAGAGAAACCCUCGUUUCGGAACAUAAGCACAAAGGGGAAACUUGUCGUCAGUCUGCUGCUGUUUUUAAUGUUGUCAACUCGAUUAUAGGAUCUGGUAUCAUAGGAUUGCCUUAUUCGAUGAACCAAGCUGGCUUUCCUCUGGGAAUAUUGCUUCUAUUUUGGGUUUCAUAUAUCACAGACUUUUCCCUUGUUUUAUUGAUAAAAGGAGGGGCCCUCUCUGGAACAGACACUUACCAGUCUUUGGUCAAUAAAACUUUUGGCUUUCCAGGAUAUCUCCUACUCUCUGUUCUACAAUUUUUGUAUCCUUUCAUAGCUAUGAUAAGUUAUAACAUAAUAACUGGAGAUACUUUGAGCAAAGUUUUCCAAAGAAUCCCUGUAGUUGAUCCUGAAAACUUGCUUAUUGGUCGCCAUUUCAUUAUUGUGCUUUCCACCAUUGCCUUUACUCUGCCUUUGUCCUUGUAUCGAGAUAUAGCAAAGCUUGGAAAGAUCUCUCUUGUUUCCACAGUUUUAACAACUCUGAUUCUUGGAAUUGUAAUGGCAAGGGUAGUUUCACUGAGUCCACACAUACCAAAAACAGAAGAUGCCUGGAUCUUUGCAAAACCCAAUGCGAUUCAGGCUGUAGGUGUGAUGUCGUUUGCAUUUAUUUGCCACCAUAACUGCUUCUUAGUUUAUGGUUCUUUGGAAGAACCCACAGUAGCUAAGUGGUCCCGCAUCAUCCAUGUGUCCACUUUGAUUUCCGUAUUUAUCAGUAUUCUCUUUGCUACAUGUGGAUACUUAACGUUUACCAGCUUCACCCAAGGAGACUUAUUUGAAAAUUAUUGCAGAAAUGAUGACCUGGUAACAUUUGGAAGGUUUUGUUAUGGCGUCACUGUCAUUUUGACGUACCCAAUUGAAUGCUUUGUGACCAGAGAGGUAAUUGCCAACGUGUUUUUUGGUGGGAAUCUUUCACUGUUUUUCCACAUAAUCAUAACAGUGAUUAUCAUCACUGUAGCCACACUGGUGUCAUUGCUGAUUGAUUGCCUUGGAAUAGUUUUAGAGCUUAAUGGUGUGCUGUGUGCAGCUCCCCUGAUUUUUAUCAUCCCAUCAGCAUGUUAUCUGAAACUGUCUGAAGAACGGAGGACACACUCAGAUAAGAUUAUGUCGUGUGUCAUGCUUCCUAUCGGUGCUGUGGUGAUGAUUGUUGGGUUCGUCAUGGCCGUCACAAACCCUCAAGACUGCACCCACGGGCAGGAGAUGUUCUACUGCUUUCCCGACAAUUCCUCCCUCACAAACAUCUCAGUGUCUCACUUUCAACUGACAACACAACCUCCCAUUCUAAACAUCAGUACCUUUCAGUGAGGUGACUGCUUUAAAAGACAUGGAUUUUUCGUAGACUUUUAAACUGCAUAAUAACAUUAACACAUGUUUUAGUCUCUAUAUUAUACAGUUGUUACUGGGGCAUUGGUGAAGACUUGGUUUUCUUUACUCUUUAGUCCAGUGUAAAAAUUAAAAAGGCAAAGAAAAUUGAAUUUUUUAUCUUAAACUGGGACAAAAUAAACGCUUUAAUGCACUGCACUAACUAAUCUUAAAUGCAGAAGGAAGAGUGAAGCCUCUGGCAUUUGCUGCCGUCCUCUCAAAGCAUUAUUCUCUAUGUAAUAUGUGAGCUAAUAUAUUGUCUAAAAUAAGUGGAUGGUUGUGGGUUGGAAUUUUGUGUAUGUGUCCUUUAUGAGAAAAAUGUGCUUUUUGUCUUUUAAAGUCUGUGUAAUCAAAGGGAAGGAAAACUCAAAGCUAUUAAUGAGACUAGACAUCUCAGGAGCAAAGUAAGCUCUCCAUUAUAAUUUCAGCUGCAUUCCUUGUUUAGAGGGUACUGGAUCCCUGGAGAAAUAAGUAAACUUCUUCCCAUGUUACGAAGCAUGAAUAAUAGACUGGAUGUAGAGAGUAAGGUGUGUGAGGAAUCAAAACUACCUCUCAGGUUUUGAUCCUGUGGGAAUAUGAUGGUAGUGCCAUUAAAUAUAUUAUAAAGCAAGGAAAAACCAUAAGAUGUUGUGAGGCACAAGCUCAAGAGAUCAGUUAUGCAUCAGCUUUGCACCUGUUGAAUGUGAAGUGCUGGCAUGAAUUAUCGUCGGAAGCUGAGCUCUAGACUGGAAGCUUGCAGGAAGAAUCAGGGCUACCAAAGUGGCAUUCUCACUGCUCCUGGGGAUCCUCGAGAUUCCUGGGAGCUCUUGUUAACUAGGUUCUCCAGAAGCAGACAUUAAGACAGAGUUUGGCAUGGGGGCUAUAUAUGAGGGAUUAUAAAGGAAGGAGGGAGAAAAUGGGAGGGAGGGGGAAGCGGGAUUGGGCAAGGAACACGGAACUUCAGUGCAGGCUGACAAAGCCUCUGUCAAGUCCGCAAGGAGUCUCGAGCAUGCAUGGCCCCUCAGAUUUGUCCCAGUUCAAAUGAAAUAGCCAAGUUUUCAUACCGCUGCCUCCAUCAGUCCUUGAAUGUGGGCAGCUCUUUGCAGCUGAGCAAACCCUAAAGGAACUGAGAGCUGAAGGUGGUCUGCUGGUGGCUGGGGCACCAUUGCUUCUUUGUAGAGGAUUCGGGAGGCACAGCUGUGUCCUCCACAGCUUGCCUCAUUUUAUAAUGAGGAUUUUUUAUGUCUCUUAAUGAGCUUUCAUGUUUUCAUAUCUAUGACAAUUUUUUCAAAGUCACAAGAAAAUUUGGAACCAUCUGCGUGGCUCCCUUAAAUCAAGUAUCAUCCAAGAUUUCACUUCUCACCUUUCAUUUGUAUUUCAAUCAAGUUGGCAAUCCAUAGUACUGUAUUAGUUGUUGUCAAAUCAUGAGAAAAUAUCACCAGCAGAGCUAAUACACAUGUAAUGUGUUUGUACAAAUCACAGGCAAAAAAAGAAAAAUAAUCCCACAGGAUCUGUAGAAGGAUAGUUUCACAGCAGUUGGAAUAAAGAAGUGGUGAGAGCUGAGUUGUCAUGUGACUCCCAAUAAGAAAGGCCUAUUGAAAGCUCCCUUUGCAGGGCCACGCUCAGGCUUUGAGUGGUGAUACUUGCUUCAACAAAACAUCAUCCAUGCCACUAAAUUAAUUUAAAUUCUGUUGGCUGUAUAGCUUUUCUGUAUUUAAUCUGUAGAACUGUGGGUUUUUUAUAGUCAUUUAAGAAUCAUAAGGUUAAGUAAUUCAUGUCCAUUUUUAGACUGAUACAUGUUUUGGUAAAGUAAUAAUAAUAAUUCAUUAUCAUUUCAUUCCCUCCUGGCAGAAUAUGAGACAUUUUUGCAGCUGUCCAUCCCUACAUUACUCAGGACUGAGAAACACUGACCCACAUAGUUGUUAGAUAAAGUCAUGAGAGAUGAGAUUUGCAAGGGUGUACAAAGAGAAGUACGUCAAGGAUAACGUAAUUUAGUACUUAACCUUCUAUUAUCUUGUACUUUUGGUAUUGCUUCAGAUACAUUAACCUUGACUGAAGUAAGUGAAAAGCUCCUGAUAGGAACUGAGUGAUGCAUUA
Messenger RNA from Camelus dromedarius (Arabian camel), 3482 nucleotides. RefSeq names its product solute carrier family 38 member 11 (gene SLC38A11). Gene Ontology annotation, molecular function: L-amino acid transmembrane transporter activity. The transcript is spliced from 11 exons. Gene Ontology annotation, biological process: amino acid transmembrane transport. Bases 129 to 1349 code for a protein of 406 amino acids. The record is from RefSeq and is a predicted model, not a curated record. NCBI's taxonomy places the organism in Eukaryota, Metazoa, Chordata, Mammalia, Artiodactyla, Camelidae.